AGCUUCCAACCACUGGAUCUCAUUCUGCCUUUGUCUGCUAGAUUAAAGAGCCCGUGGCUGACUAAGAUCUCUCCCCAUGACAGCCAUGGAAAGUCAAGAACGACUUGAGGAAACUGAUACGGAAGACCCAUCAUUUGAAUAUACGGAGUCACAGGUUGAGGAGAAGCCUCCUCCCCGCACUGGUGAAGCAGUGGCUUCUAAACCACAACCAGAACCACAGGCCCCAGACCCACCACAAAGAUCUCCUGCUUCUUUGUGUGAUGGCCAAAAGGGACAAGAAGGAGAAACAGAGGUUCAGGAGAAGCCUCCUCCCCGCACUGGUGAAGCAAUGGCUUCUAAACCACAACCAGAACCACAGGUUCAGCAGAAGCCUCCUCCCCGCACUGGUGAAGCAGUGGCUUCUAAACCACAACCAGAACCACAGGUUCAGGAGAAGCCUCCUCCCUGCACUGGUGAAGCAGUGGCUUCUAAACCACAACCAGAACCACAGGUUCAGCAGAAGCCUCCUCCCCGCACUGGUGAAACAGUGGCUUCUAAACCACAACCAGAACCACAGGCCCCAGAUCUGCUCCAACGAUCUCCUGCUUCUUUGCAUGAUUGCCAGAAGGAACCAGAAAGAGAAAGAGAGCAGGGGCCGGGGGCUCAGCCGGAGUCGGGGCGCCCGGUACAGCUGGUGCAUCUGGACGAGGAAGGGGGCCUGACCCUGGACGAGGAGGCCCUGAGAGGCUGCCUGGAGCAGGGUGGGGUGGGGGAUGCCCCUGUCUGCCUGGUCUCCAUUAUCGGGGAGCAGCGCUGGGGCAAAUCCUUCCUGCUGAACUACCUGCUGCGCCGGCUCCAGAGCCCGGACGUGAGGGAUGGGUCAUGGAUGGGCCAGGAGGACAAGCUCCUGGAGGGGUUUGAGUGGCGCGCGGAUGAGCAGCAAGUCACCAAGGGGGUGUGGGCAUGGAGUCUGCCCUUCUGGGUCCCAGCCAAGGGGGAAAAGGUGGCCGUGCUGCUGGUCGACACCGAGGGCUCCAUGGACAUUGAAAGGAACAAGGAGACCAGCAUCAAACUCGCUGCCUUAUCCAUGCUGCUCAGCUCCUACCAGAUACUGAACAUUGGCCGUCGGGUGAAGGACCCGGAUCUCGAAUACCUGGAGAUGUUUGUGCAGGUGGCCGAAGUGGUGGGAGAGGCCUACGGACUGGAGCCCAUUCAGCAUCUAGACCUGCUGGUGAGGGAUUGGAGCAGCUCCCAGAUCCUUGGAGUCCAGGGUGGUGAGAAGUAUCUGAGACAAAUCAGACAGAAGCUGGAGGCGACAUCCUCCUGCAAACACCCCAAGACCCUGGAAGUGCUGAGCAGAAGCAGGAGCCGCUGCUACCUGAUGCCCUUACCUGGGAAGCGGAUCAUGAUGGGGAGCAAGGGAACCUUGAGAGACAUGGAUGAGGAUUUCCGGGAGAGCCUGAGUGACUAUGUCACCACCCUGGUGAGCUCGGCCAGUCAACACAUCCAGACGGACCGGCAUGGGGAGCUGCUCACCGGGACACAGCUCGCUGCCAAGAUAAAGAAUUUAUCUGAUGUGAUGAAGAAACAUUGCUUCGGCUUCUCCUCUCCCUGUCAGAUGGCCAUCACCUUCCACAACCAGAGAGUCAUGGACAGAGCCCGCGCAGGCCACGCUGUGUUUCUGAGGGAGAAGGACGGCCUGUCCCAGCGCAUGGCCGACUGUCUGAAGGUGACACCGAGUGCAAUGGCGCAGCAGUUCGGGGAGCAGCACAAGUCACUGCUGGAGCGAUGCCGGGAGGAGAUGAAGGAGCCGGAGGAGACCCUGCUGACGGCGCUGGAGACAGAGCUGACUCGGGAGGCAAACACCUUCCUGGAGACCUACAGAAGGCGCUAUCAGAGUCACGCCACCAACAAGAGUGUCAUGGACAGAGCCCGCAUAGACCAAGCUGACUUUUUGAGGGAGAAGGACGGCCUGUCCCAGCGCACGGCCGACUGUCUGAAGGUGACACCGAGCGCAAUGAUGAAGCAGUUGGCAGAGCAGCGCAGGUCGCUGCUGGGGCGGUGCCGGGAGGAGAUGAAGGAGCCGAAGGAGACCCUGCUGACGGCGCUAGAGGUGGAGCUGACUCGGGAGGCUGAGGCCUUCCUGGAGACCUACGGAGAGCGGUAUCAGAGGCACAACAUCAACCAGAGAGCCAUGGACAGCGCCCGCCGAGGCCACGCUGACUUUCUGAGGGAGCAUGACGGUCUGUCCCAGCGCAUGGCUGACUGUCUGAAGGUGACACCGAGUGCAAUGGCGCAGCAGUUCGGGGAGCAGCACAAGUCACUGCUGGAGCGAUGCCGGGAGGAGAUGAAGGAGCCGGAGGAGACCCUGCUGACGGCGCUGGAGACAGAGCUGACUCGGGAGGCAAACACCUUCCUGGAGACCUACAGAAGGCGCUAUCAGAGUCACGCCACCAACGACAGUGUCAUGGACAGAGCCCGCAUAGACCAAGCUGACUUUUUGAGGGAGAAGGACGGCCUGUCCCAGCGCACGGCCGACUGUCUGAAGGUGACACCGAGCGCAAUGAUGAAGCAGUUGGCAGAGCAGCGCAGGUCGCUGCUGGGGCGGUGCCGGGAGGAGAUGAAGGAGCCGAAGGAGACCCUGCUGACGGCGCUAGAGGUGGAGCUGACUCGGGAGGCUGAGGCCUUCCUGGAGACCUACGGAGAGCGGUAUCAGAGGCACAACAUCAACCAGAGAGCCAUGGACAGCGCCCGCCGAGGCCACGCUGACUUUCUGAGGGAGCAUGACGGUCUGUCCCAGCGCAUGGCUGACUGUCUGAAGGUGACACCGAGUGCAAUGGCGCAGCAGUUCGGGGAGCAGCACAAGUCACUGCUGGAGCGAUGCCGGGAGGAGAUGAAGGAGCCGGAGGAGACCCUGCUGACGGCGCUGGAGACAGAGCUGACUCGGGAGGCAAACACCUUCCUGGAGACCUACAGAAGGCGCUAUCAGAGUCACGCCACCAACGACAGUGUCAUGGACAGAGCCCGCAUAGACCAAGCUGACUUUUUGAGGGAGAAGGACGGCCUGUCCCAGCGCACGGCCGACUGUCUGAAGGUGACACCGAGCGCAAUGAUGAAGCAGUUGGCAGAGCAGCGCAGGUCGCUGCUGGGGCGGUGCCGGGAGGAGAUGAAGGAGCCGAAGGAGACCCUGCUGACGGCGCUAGAGGUGGAGCUGACUCGGGAGGCUGAGGCCUUCCUGGAGACCUACGGAGAGCGGUAUCAGAGGCACAACAUCAACCAGAGAGCCAUGGACAGCGCCCGCCGAGGCCACGCUGACUUUCUGAGGGAGCAUGGCGGCAAGUCUAAGGGCUUUCCGAAGACAUCAAGCGCAAUGGCGGAGGAGUUGGCGGAGCUGCGCAGGUCGCUGCUGGAGCGGUGCCGGGAGGAGAUGAAGGAGCCGGAUGAGACCCUGCUGACGGCACUAGAGGAGGAGCUGAUUCAGGAGGCUGAGACCUUCCUGGAGAGCUACAUAUGGCACUAUUGGAGUCACAUCAUUAAUAAUUUCAUGGAGUUGUUGGAGAGGUUUCAUUCCGUAUUUUCGAAUUUGUGUUAUUUUUUCUUUUCUUUCUUCUGAGGCUGCAAAGCUAAGCAAUGACAGUUGGGGUGGGGAUGGGAGUAGGGUGGGCAGUACUGUGACAGAUUUCUGUUACCGAUCUGCCUGAGACAUCAGUUGAUCAGGCCAAUGCCACAGGAUCAUUUUUGGGGAGGAGAUGAUGCAACACACCAAGUGUCUAAUUUUAAAGCUUUAUGAAUAAAAUAAUAAAACAGCGGAGAGUGUUUUGGGAAUUUCCCACAUUACUGAAGGAAGGAAAAAGCAAAGUGUUAGUACCCCCAGCCCUAACCCACAGUCAUACUUACUCCUGUACUGCCCGAAACUGGCCAGGCCUGGGUGUAACAUCAUAAGAAAAGGAUGGGGAAGGGUGGAUGGGAAUGGUGUCCUGGUCCCAGGCCAUCCAAGGAUCCACUACUGAUCUUUGAGUUGCUCCAGCUUUCAGGAGAGUUUUAAGUCCUGGGUUUCUUGGGGGGCAUUCCACUCAGGGACCUCUGCUUCUGGUGUUGUUUGUGCCAGUCCAAACCGGCUCUCUGUGGUCUCUUCACUUUUCCAAAACAUCCCGGCUCCAGGGGCAUGAGACUCAGCUCCCCCUCUUGUCAUCUUGCCAGUGUUUUCAACCUCUGCAUCCUUAAACUUUGUUUUCCUUCAUGCCGGCCUCGCUGUCUUGCAAGUCUGUUCAGCUGCAUCUGUCUUUCUCACAGCUAGUCAGUGAAUUCAAGGCCCCCCGUCUUUCUUGACAGGCAGCCAAGCGUCAGCUGUGAGCUUUGGUUGAGUAAGCUGGAGUAUAAAUUAACCAGUUCUCUGCUUUUUUCCCUCCUUCCCCCUCUGGCCUUUCGCCACCUACAAAAAAAUCUUCCAUUCCACACUCACACCUUUAACGCUUCCCAAAAUGCCCUGCAAUGCUUGCAACCGCAUUAGCAAUAUACAGUGCAUAUACAAUGCUAAUCUGCCUCCCCCUGGGGGUCCCCUGAGGGAGGGGGCCAUUGGGGUGUAACACUACAACCAGGAGGUAUAUUGGUGUGGCGGUGGGUGGCAACAUUGGGCAGAAGGAACCCACAAGAGCUGCAGACACCCUGUCAUAAAUAUAAAGGGAAGGGUAAAGACCUUUAAAAUCCCUCCUGGCCAGAGGAAAAACCCUUUCACCUGUAAAGGGUUAAGAAGCUAGGAUAACCUCGCUGGCACCUGACCACAAUGACCAAUGAGGAGACAAGAUACUUUCAAAGCUGGAGGGGGGGAGAAACAAAGGGUCUGGGUCUGUCUGUGUGAUGCUUUUGCCGGGGACAGAACAGGAAUGAAGUCUCAGAACUUAGUAAGUAAUCUAGCUAGAUAUGCAUUAGAUUCUGUUUGUUUAAAUGCCCGAGAAAAUAAGCUGUGCUGAAUAGAAUGAAUAUUCCUGUCUGUGUGUCUUUUUGUAACUUAAGGUUUUGCCUAGAGGGAUUCUCUACGUUUUGAAUCUAAUUACCCUGUAAGGUAUUUACCAUCCUGAUUUUACAGAGGUAAUUCUUUUAUUUU
Messenger RNA from Caretta caretta (loggerhead turtle), 5083 nucleotides. The record is from RefSeq and is a predicted model, not a curated record. NCBI's taxonomy places the organism in Eukaryota, Metazoa, Chordata, Testudines, Cheloniidae.